Huiozyma naganishii CBS 8797 is the source of this 1308-nucleotide messenger RNA. RefSeq names its product Jip5p (gene JIP5). Gene Ontology annotation, molecular function: protein binding. The record is from RefSeq and is a predicted model, not a curated record. NCBI's taxonomy places the organism in Eukaryota, Fungi, Ascomycota, Saccharomycetes, Saccharomycetales, Saccharomycetaceae. The coding region runs from base 1 to 1308 and encodes 435 amino acids. The transcript has a single exon.
AUGAAAAAGUUGUCCACGAAGGAGAAACGGACGCAGGAGCUGCUGGCAGCGGACGCAGCGGUGUCCCUGGCGAGCCCGCUCUUAGAAAUUUCUUUCCCCGAUGAGCUGGCUGUACUCUUCUCCGUAGCAGCGCAUCCGACGGAGAGCGUGCUGUACUUGGGGCUCGCCAAUGGGUACGUGUAUGCGUACCGGUACAAAGUGGUUCAAGGUAGACCGGUGGUGUCGCUGCAGCUUGGUACAGAGACUGCAGAGUGUUCCGUCAUGUGGAGAACCCGCAGGCAUAAGGGGUCUGUGAGGUGUCUCGCGCUCGACGCAGAUGGGGACAAGUUGUACUCCAUUGGGACAGAUAGUGUUUUGAAAGUUGCCGACUCGAAGACGGGGAAAGUGCUGCAGAAGUGCGUGAUUUCAGAAGGUGCUGGUGCUACGAAACUGGUCGUCACGGAUAAAGUUGUGCUCGUUGGGAUGGAGAGCGGGGAAGUGCUUGUGCUCUCCGUCGGGGAUUUGACACAGAGGAACAAGAUAACGCGGAUCCAUGAAGGUGACGCCAUCAAUGAUAUCUUCCAUUUCGCAAAGAGGUCCAUGUACAAAUUUGUGUCCCUUGGGCAGACGACGCUCGCGUACUGGGACUGCAACAUGGACGAUACCAGGGAAAGGGAAAAGAUCCGCAUGAGCGACGACCAAGAGGACGAGAUCCUCUGCGGUGCGUUCGUGGACGACCAAGUGGGGGACACUCUCGUGUGCGGGAUGGGGGAAGGUAUCCUUACCGUGUGGAAACCUGAGAAGAACGACCUCGAGGACCAGAUGUCCCGUGUCAAAGUGUGCAAGAACGAUAGCAUAGAUUGCAUUGUACCAACGCUGCAGGACGACAACUGUGUCUGGUGUGGCUGUUCCGAUGGGAAACUGUACAAAGUGGACGCCAAGAGGGGCAAAGUAGUAGAGACUCGUGUGCACGCCAUUGCAGACGAAUGUUCCUUCCUGGACCUGGACUGCGAGUACCACGUGGUAUCCGGUAGCAUGGAAAGCGUCAAGGUAUGGGGGGAACCGCUAGAGGAGGAGCAGGAAGACUCCGGGAAUUCCGAGAACUCCGAUAGCUUCUCAGAUUCAUCAGAUUCCUCCGAUUCCUCCUCCGAGGAAUUCACGGGAGAGCUCACUGGAUUGUCCCGUGAGGAGCUAAUCGCCGAACUGGACAAAGACAUAGAUGUCGAACCCGCGGAGACUCAAGAACCGAAGCAAAAGAAACAGAGGAGGCAAAAACAGGGCAGCAGUAACAACGAGAGCCACGGCAUUACAAAGUUUGAGGGACUGUGA